AUGUCGCGUAUGGGUGGAAGAGACCGAGUGGACAGAGCAGAUGAUAUCAGCGCGUUAUCCCUCGACAUCGCCCGUCGCGCGAGCGUUUCCCCGGGUCAGGCUCAGUCGACUGAGAGAGAUGACGAUGCCAAUUCCAAUACCAGCUCGUCUAGUGAGGAGGAUGCGCAAAGAGAACAUCUACAACCAGCACGCCGGGAAGAGGAUGAGCAUCCCAAAAGCUGGAUUCCAUACACUUUUCAGCACCGAUAUCUAUUUUCACUCAGCCUGAUUACGCUGAUACUCUGUCUCCUGUGUUUUCUGUUCUUCUGGUGGUCCGAAACACACUAUGGGUUAGGCAAGGACGAUGGUUCCUCGGCCCUGGUGUUUGGCUGGAGAUUUAGCCCGACGCUGAUCACCGUGAUUUACAUUCAACUUAUUGCGAUGCUGUUCGAAGACGCCAAACGCACAGAACCCUUUGCGCGCUUAGCACGCCCAGCUGGCUCCAGUGCAGCGGCCAGCAUUCUUCAGUCACCCGCACCGUGGUGGAUUGCGCUCCGCGACAGCUUCUCUCGCAAGAAGAAUGGCAGUCGUAAACCGAACUGGGUGUUCCUCUGCGCGACGAUCGUCAACAUCCUCGGAUUCCUUGCCAUCUCGCCUCUGUCAUCGGCCUUUUUCGUAUCGGAAGAUGUUUCAGUCCCACGGAAGGUGAGCUUUCGCCGUUUGUCGCCACGGGUCGACUCUAAGAUGCCCUUGGAUAUCGAUCGAACGACGUAUUUUCGGACAAUUGGGAACCUGCUGCGGAAUGUCUCCACGUCUCCGUGGAUCACCGAUACCUACACAGCUCUUCCUUUCUGGCCGGCAUAUUGGCAGGACGAGCCGCUGACCUCGCUCUCAUCCGAGGCCUCGCAGACAUGGACGGCAGACACCAUGGUCUUCCGCAGUGAACUCGACUGCACGUCAAUGUCAGUUGCAGACAUCGGUGCCAAAAACACAACUUAUGGCAAUUUUACAGACGUCCCUUCAAUAUCUGCAAACUGGACGUCAAAUGACGGAUGCCAAUUUGGCCUCGCCGUGCCCAUGGUUCACGACAUGGUUCGAUAUGGCGGAGGCAGCUGGUCCAACACUUCCGGUCUUCUCUUCAUGGGCAAACAGUCUUUCACCGACGGGCAGGUCAACAGCGAGUUGAGCUAUGUCAGUUCCUCCCUUGCGCGAGGGUGUGAACAAAAGGAGGUCAUCAUUCUGUCAGAGCCACUGACAACAGCAGACGGUCAGCCGAAGGCUCUACUCUGCAGCACGACGUACACCAUGGCGAAUGUAAACGCCACCAUGACUUUGUCGGCCGAAGGGUCGCAUCUCUCGUUUGAUGAAGGCGAGUACAAUAGGAAGAAGACCGAGGUGCCAGCAAAGUUAAUCAACUCCACGCAUUUGCAGGAUCUGAUCCUUUCACCUGACUGGUCACGGUACAUGACCUCACUUAUCUGGACGGAUAGCCCUGACAUGGGGGGUCCAUCAGUGUUACUGGGUGCUCUGUAUACCUUCAAUAUGAGUAACCUUCUGACCGAUCCCGAUCUGCUUUCUCGGAUCUCAAGGGUCAAGCAGCGCAUCUUUGGCGAAGUGUUGCAAUCAGCGCUCGCCCAACCAGAGGUGGCGUCCAAGCAGGAAAUCCUCGGAGAGACGGAGACGGUCGAGAGACGAGUGGUAGUUGUUGCCGGCCCAGCCAUCGCCAUGGGGGUACUCUUUUUUGUUUCCCUUUGUCUUCUACUCGCGAUCUGGUGGCUGUCUCGCCUUCGUAACAGGCCCCUGAGGCUCGACAGUGAUCCUGCAACAGCGGCUUCUGUAGCCCAUCUCAUUGCAGAUAACGACCGGACGAGGAUGUUCUUCCGAGAGUUAGAUCAGUCGUCGCGGAAAGUGAUGGAGAUAGCCUUGAAGGACAGGCGCUACCGCAUCGAUGAGGAAGGCAUUUCAGAAGUGUACUCAGGCCUUCCAAACAACCCCUGUUUCAACCAGGAUGGGCAGAACUAUCAGCUGGCUUCGGUGACCAAGUGGACUCCAAUCAUCCUGCGUCGCCCAACCCUGCUUGCAAUGAUCGUCUGCCUCAUAGUCACUAUUGUAGGUAUCAGUGUGCUUUACCACUUUGCAGAAACAUCCGAGCUGUACCAGCAAGCAUUCAUCUAUCAGGCUAGCAUCACGAUCUUCAACAAGAAUCUGCCUACCAUCGCUCCCUUCUCAAUGAUUCCGACCCUGAUUGCGGUGAUCAUUGGCCUGUGGUGGACAGCCAUUGAUGAUGCAUUCCGUCGCUUGCAGCCGUUCCUUGCCAUGUCUAGGGGCUCGCCUCAAUUAUCCAAAGGAGUCUAUCUUUCAUAUCAAUCGUCCUACUGGAUCUGGGCUGCAGCGAAAGCCGCCUUCAAUCAGCACUGGCUGCUGUUUCUGAUCACAUCUGGGACAGCCCUGUCUCCCAUCUUUACCACCUCCAUGUCUGCACUUUUCGAACGUUCACCGGGCGACAUCACCGAAUUUGUUACACUGAGCCGCCAAUUGGAGGUUCGCCAGAUCCCUCUCGUCUUUGAAACGAUGGAGAACGCCGGUGCUCAGUUCCUGAACGAUUAUGCAUCGCAGGUAAUCCAAAAUCUCUAUCGCAAUCUUUCCUCCCAUUGGAUGUACUCGGCACCGAUUCAGCUUGCAUUGAACGGCUCCCAACCGGCUUGGAGUCAAGAGGGUUGGAAUUUUGUUCCGGUCGACCUCAGCAGUAUUAGCACAUCGUCCCCAUUGCUUGCCAGCAAUGCACUGGACCAGGAAAAUGUCCCCGUCGCUCCCGCCGUCAAUGUGUCGCUACAGACGCCUGCUCUCAGGGGUCGAAUCGAAUGCAGCCCUUUUUCGGACCUCCUCAACCUGUCAUCUUGGCUGAGCAUUGACGACCUGAGCAACAGGACCAUAUGGGAUAGCAGUACGACUCCCAAGGAUGUAAAGAUAGGGUACGAACUAGGAGCAUUGCGACGGACGCCCGGCAUUCCAAACAUGAUGUACUCAGCAUCAGCAAUCCAGAAUCGAUCAACAUGCCUGGGAUGCACGUCCGUGUUUGCCAAUCCAUCCCAGAUCAUUUGUUGCGGAAACUCUAGUGAUCCGGUCGGCUCCAAUGUCGCUGUAGGGUACUGGUCGCCGAAUGCCGGGGAUAGCUGGUCGGCUCGUUCGUGGCAGCACAACUUCACGACCAAAUGGAUUUCUGGACGCGCCAAAGGAGGAGUACACAGGAUCAGCCGAUAUGGGGAAGAUCGGGAAGAUCAUCUUGUCUUCAUGUCGGUCCCGUCCAUCACAGCUAUGAAUUGCAACCCCAUUGUUGAAUCGGCCAAUGCAGAGGUCCUGGUCAACCCAAUCACCGGGGAGAUUCAAUCAUACAAGAUUCUGGACGAGCCUCAGAUGGAGUCCAGCGCCUUCUCCGACGUAUUUCUACCUCAUGCCGGUGGAUUCGUGAACCGCAGCACCGGCCUUAUGGUCUACAACGCCACUGUGAGCUACGGCCCACUGUUCCUGACCUCCAUGCUCACCGCGGCGGAUACUAUUCGAAUGUACGGAUCAACACGGGUGGGUGGUUUCAUGUCUGCAGAGAACGUGUACGACAAUACGUUCAAUUUCCGCGAUGAAACAGCGGGCCUGAACCUAGAUCUGAUGACCUAUGCAAUGUUCUCCAUGGCCCGACAGGAUCCGUCCGCUCUCCUCGACAUCGACACCUUCCAAUCCAUGGCACAAAAGACCUUCUCAACCUUUUUCCAGCACUUCGUCAGCAACAACGUUUCGAUGAUCACUGGCGGAUGGGCCUAUCAAUCUAUCAACGCCAGCUUACCGCCGGACCUGGGGCUAGCGAUGGAGGAUGCCUACUCGGCAUCUGGCGCUUCACGAGCGAGGUUAUCUGACUAUCAGGAUGUACGGCAGCCUGUUUCGCAUACCAAUCGGACCGUCGUAGCGAAGGUUUCUCGGCGGGUGGAGCUGCUCCAGAUGAACACGGUCGCUUUGGGAUUGAGUAUCGGCAUCCUAGCUUGGCUCAUGAUCGUUACAAUUGUGAUUGCCGUGCUCCAGCGACAGUAUCUGGGGAGCUUGAUCCGGAAUAUCGAAUGUCUGGGCGAUGUUCUAGUCUUGGUUGCUGGUAGCGAUAAGUUGGUCCGAGUCGUGAGAGAGAUCAACCGCGGGGCUCUGAAGCAGGAUGAGCUCGAUAAUCUCCAUGCCCGUCUCGGCUGGUUUGUGGAUACGCAGGGGAGAUUGAGAUGGGGGAUCGAAGUGGAGGAGGACAUCAUGAACGUGCCACGAACAAAGUGGGUUUCUGCACCUCGUGAUGCUCAGAAACAGGAGAGUAUCGUACGCGAGCAGGCGAUCUUGAUAGAUAGAGACGAUUAA
This is a messenger RNA of Aspergillus clavatus NRRL 1, 4365 nucleotides long. RefSeq names its product DUF3433 domain-containing protein. The transcript has 2 exons. The record is from RefSeq and is a predicted model, not a curated record. Lineage: Eukaryota; Fungi; Ascomycota; Eurotiomycetes; Eurotiales; Aspergillaceae. Bases 1 to 4365 code for a protein of 1454 amino acids.